AAGAUGAAGAGGGGUAUCUGAUGGUUUUACGGAAUAUAAAGCAAUAUUGUCUGACAUGACGGCAAAAAAUGUUGGUGUGACUUCCACAAAUGGAGACUUGAAAGGAUUCAUAGAUCAGAACCAGAGUCCAACAAAAGGUAAUAUUUCAAUAAUCACAUUACCAGUUUCCAGCACCAACUCCCCAACUAAGAUUUUGCCAAAAACCUUAGGACCAAUCAAUGUGAAUGUUGGACCCCAAAUGAUCAUAAGCACAUCACAAAGACUGACCAAUUCAGGGAGUGUUCUGAUUGGGAGUCCAUAUAACCCAGCUCCAACAAUGGUCACCCAGACACACAUAACAGAAGCUUCUGGCUGGGUCCCGGGGGACAGAAAGCGGACUCGAGAAUUCAUAGAAUCAGAUUUUUCAGAAAGUAAGAGAAGCAAAAAAGGAGAUAAAAAUGGGAAGGGUCUGAGGCAUUUUUCAAUGAAAGUAUGUGAAAAAGUUCAACGUAAAGGAACAACUUCAUACAAUGAAGUUGCUGAUGAGCUGGUAUCAGAAUUCACAAAUUCUAACAGCCACCUAGCUACAGAUUCGCAGGCUUAUGAUCAGAAAAAUAUUAGACGGAGAGUUUACGAUGCCCUUAAUGUCCUGAUGGCAAUGAACAUAAUUUCAAAGGAGAAGAAGGAAAUCAGAUGGAUUGGCCUUCCUACAAACUCAGCUCAGGAAUGUCAGAAUCUAGAGAUAGAAAAACAGAAGCGGAUUGAAAGGAUAAAACAGAAGCGAGCCCAACUACAAGAACUGCUGCUGCAGCAAAUAGCAUUCAAAAACUUGGUACAAAGAAAUCAGCAAAAUGAACAACAAAAUCAAGGCCCUCCAGCUUUGAACUCAACAAUACAGCUGCCUUUCUUAAUAGUCAACACUAGCAAAAGAACAGUUAUAGACUGCAGCAUAUCAAGCGAUAAAUUUGAAUACCUCUUUAAUUUCGAUAACACUUUUGAGAUUCAUGAUGACAGUGAGGUGCUGAAGAGAAUGGGAAUGUCCUUUGGGCUUGAGGCAGGCAAAUGCUCAGCUGAGGACCUAAGAACUGCAAAAUCCCUGGUGCCAAAAGCUUUAGAAGGCUACAUCACAGAUAUGUCUGCAGGAUUUUCAUGGAUAAACCAAGGGUUACUUUCAAGUUCAGCACAAGCAGUUUCACAUUUAGAGGUAGCAGGAGGUACUUCUGAUGCUAAAUCAAGUGAGAAUCCAGGGUUGUGUUUGGAUGCUGAAGUGGCCUUAGCAACUGGGCAGUUUCUUGCCCCUAGCAGUCAACAGUCCAGCAGUGCAACAUCACGCCACUCUGAAUCACGGGGAGAAACUCCAUGCUCAUUCAAUGAUGAAGAUGAAGAGGAUGAAGAUGAGGAUUCUUCCUCCCCAGAAUAAGGACAGUAGAACACAGAAUAUACAAAAUGCUGCUCAUAAAUAUUCUUAAUGGGAGCUCCUGCUUGGAUUUUACUUAAAAGUUUCUUGCCUUGGUUUGCACUGUGUUCAGUGAAGCAAAAUGGAAGCUUCAAACAAAUUCAUCCACAGCUGAAAUUGAAAACUUUUUGUAACUGAACACGGAGUGACACACAGACACAGAGAAAUUUGUUUUUUAUCAACUAUAACCAAGGAAAAGAACAAAGUCCCUGGAGAUUUGGCGAAGUAAACAUUGAGUUCAUGUUUUCCGUUUUGGGACAUUGUGUCUCAAGUCUCUGUCUUCCCCAUAUCUUUACCAGAUGGAGAAGAAAACAGAGUCAGUCAACAAACACCAAUUCGUGCAUUGUCUUUUGGCUGUGCUACCUUUAGAAAAAGGGGGAAGAGAGAGCAUGCGCAAAUGCGCUAAA
Haliaeetus leucocephalus (bald eagle) is the source of this 1842-nucleotide messenger RNA. RefSeq names its product transcription factor Dp-2 (E2F dimerization partner 2) (gene TFDP2). Gene Ontology annotation, molecular function: DNA-binding transcription factor activity, RNA polymerase II-specific; RNA polymerase II transcription regulatory region sequence-specific DNA binding. The coding region runs from base 56 to 1399 and encodes 447 amino acids. The transcript is spliced from 12 exons. NCBI's taxonomy places the organism in Eukaryota, Metazoa, Chordata, Aves, Accipitriformes, Accipitridae. Gene Ontology annotation, biological process: regulation of cell cycle; regulation of transcription by RNA polymerase II. Gene Ontology annotation, cellular component: nucleus; transcription regulator complex. The record is from RefSeq and is a predicted model, not a curated record.